GGCCGAGAUAGCGAGUGAGCGAGCGAACGAGUAGCGACCCCGGGGUCUAGGGAGCGAAAAAGAGAAGAAGGGGAGCGCUCGGGCGCGAGCGAGAGAAACCGCGAGCGCCGGGCCUGGGUUCGCGCCCCGGAACGGCUGAGGAGCUGCCGCUCCCCUCCCCCUCCCCGGGCCCGGGCCCAGCGCGCCAUCCUCCCCUCCCUCCUCCCCUCCCUCCCUCCUUCCUCCCUUCCCUCUCCCUCUCCCCCUCCCCGCCGGUGGAUGGGAGUGAAGGACGGAAGAGGCCCUGCGGAGGCGGCGGUGCAGCGCUCGGGUGGAAUGAAUCUUACUUGCUGAAUAUCUCCUGGUUACUGGUUGAAUUCACUUAUAAAAGAAUCAUCUUCCCCUGCGUGGAAGUCACUUAGUGGAAUAUUUAAUUACAAAUCCAGGGAUUGCAAAGCCUUUUGAUUUCCCAAAGGAAGGGGACAUACCACUAUAUCAAAUAAGCUUGACAUUACAGCCAAAAUGGUGCUGUCCCAAAGACAACGAGAUGAACUAAAUCGGGCUAUAGCAGAUUAUCUUCGUUCAAAUGGUUAUGAAGAAGCAUAUUCAGUUUUUAAAAAAGAAGCUGAAUUAGAUAUGAAUGAAGAAUUAGAUAAGAAAUAUGCUGGUCUUUUGGAAAAAAAAUGGACAUCUGUUAUUAGAUUACAAAAGAAGGUUAUGGAAUUAGAAUCAAAACUAAAUGAAGCAAAAGAAGAAUUUACGUCAGGUGGGCCUCUUGGUCAGAAACGAGACCCAAAAGAGUGGAUUCCCCGUCCACCAGAAAAAUAUGCAUUGAGUGGUCAUAGGAGUCCAGUUACUCGAGUCAUUUUCCACCCUGUGUUCAGUGUUAUGGUCUCUGCUUCAGAGGAUGCUACAAUUAAGGUGUGGGAUUAUGAGACUGGAGAUUUUGAACGAACUCUUAAGGGGCAUACAGACUCUGUACAGGAUAUUUCAUUUGACCACAGUGGCAAGCUUCUGGCUUCCUGUUCUGCAGAUAUGACCAUUAAACUAUGGGAUUUUCAGGGCUUUGAAUGCAUCAGAACCAUGCACGGCCAUGACCACAAUGUUUCUUCAGUAGCCAUCAUGCCCAAUGGAGAUCAUAUAGUGUCUGCUUCAAGAGAUAAAACUAUAAAAAUGUGGGAAGUACAAACUGGCUACUGUGUGAAGACAUUCACAGGACAUAGAGAGUGGGUACGUAUGGUGCGGCCAAAUCAGGAUGGCACUCUGAUAGCCAGCUGUUCCAAUGACCAGACUGUGCGAGUAUGGGUCGUAGCAACAAAGGAAUGCAAGGCUGAGCUUCGAGAACAUGAGCAUGUGGUAGAAUGCAUUUCCUGGGCUCCAGAAAGCUCAUAUUCUUCCAUCUCUGAAGCAACAGGAUCUGAGACUAAAAAAAGUGGCAAGCCUGGGCCAUUCUUGCUAUCUGGAUCCAGAGACAAGACUAUUAAGAUGUGGGAUGUCAGUACUGGCAUGUGCCUUAUGACCCUUGUGGGUCAUGAUAACUGGGUACGUGGAGUUCUGUUCCAUUCUGGGGGCAAGUUUAUUUUGAGUUGUGCUGAUGACAAAACCCUACGUGUAUGGGAUUAUAAGAACAAACGAUGCAUGAAGACCCUCAAUGCGCAUGAACACUUUGUUACCUCCUUGGAUUUCCAUAAGACGGCACCAUAUGUGGUUACUGGCAGUGUAGAUCAAACAGUAAAGGUGUGGGAGUGCCGUUGAUUGAGUCUCUUUUGGCCCCUCCUCCUGAUUUUCCUCUGGAUGCACUCUGAUGAUACCAUGGUUACCCUAUUGAGCUCUGUUUAAAUAAAUAUUGUCCUUUCAUGUAAAUUAUUCUGGAUGUAGAUUGAGCUUAUUAAAUGUUACACACAAAGUAUUCAUGCAUGGUGAAUCCAAAUUGUAUACUGUAAAUUUACAUACGUUGUCUAGAAGUACCAUAGGGUUUAAAAACCUGGGCUGGCAUUGGUCACACCAGGCCUAAGAAGGCAGAAAUUGAAUAAUUGAACUAGGGCACUAAGCUGAAUAAAUUGACAGUGUCAUUUUAUGUUGGAUUAUUAAUUCCUGUUUUUCUUUCUGCUAUCUGUUGGUGCCUGACUUAAUGGCCUCAUUUGGGGGAAAGCGGUGGUUAUUAGGGUUUUUUUCUGAAAUGUGUAUUUAUGUAACAUCACUUAAGUGUGCUUAAUAAAUCUUUAAGGAUGUUAGAUAGAUAAUAAGGCUACAAUUCAAAAUCUUCUGAACCAUCUAUGUAAUUAUUGAGGAUUACACAUGGAAUUUUUGUCAUGACACAUUUGCCAAAUCAAUAGGAUACAUUUGUUUUGGCAGCCUAUCAAGCAAAGGCUAGUGGUAUAUUUGUGUAAGAAAAUGAGUGUAAAUCUCAAAUAAGAAAAAUUUCAGCAGCUAAUAGCAAAUCAUUUAUUUCAUUUGGGUCUUAAUGCUUUGUAAGCAGAUUAAAAAAUACUGUAAUACUGUAAGCUUCUAUUCUCCACAUUAAACACACUUCUAGUUGUAUCCUCCAUACUACUAGACUGUGUAGUGAUGUGACUUCCAAGUAGAAUUUAAUCUUCCCAUUGAGUGUGUCAUGAUACAAAUCACUAUUCAUUUUUGAUGUUUUUUAGAGAUGUGCAAUGUGCAUUACAUAAUGACAGAAAGAUUGAAAAGCUUAUGUAUGCUCAUUUUAAGGGAGAGGGAGAAUAUAGCAGUUUUGUUUUUCAACAGGAAUCUGACCAAUUUGAACUGUGUUUAACUUGCAAGUUAAAAAUGACAGGGUUUAAUGGAGCGUGCAUAAAAUGUACUGUGUUUUCACCUUUUGUUUAUAUAUAAAUGUUUAUAAGCAUAUGGACCUAUCUAUUAAGUGGAUAAGUCUGUAUAUGUAUAUCACACACAUACAACCUCCAUGUCCUUGGGCCCUGGGUUUUUGAAGAAGUGCUAAAAUACACAAAUAGAAUAAAUCUUGCUGAGGAAUACCGUGCUUUAGAAUAAACCCUUUUUGAUCUUAACGCUUCUGAAAACUAGGUCUGAGUCUAUGGGAAUUUUUCCCACUCACAGGAAAAUCACUUCUGCCUAGCCAGUGUGGCUCAGUGGUUGGGCCUCAACCUAUGAACCAGGGGGUCCACCCAGGUUUGAUUCCAGGUCAGGGCACAUGCCCUGGUUGCGGGCUCGAUCCCCUGUGUGGGGCAUGCAGGAGGCAGCCGAUCAAUGAUUCCCUCUCAUCAUUGAUGUUUCUCUCUCCCUCUUCCUUUCUCUCUGAAAUCAAUAAAAAUAUAUUUUUUUUAAAAAUAACUUCCAUUAUCUGCCUCUACCCCCAAUUUGGCAGUUCAGCAUUUUACAUUUCCCUGAUACAUUGUGUAUUGUGAUCCAAAGUUACUACAAGUAAAUUUAAGAGAAUUUUUGUCUAUGACUGGAAAUAAUAUUCCAUUACAAAUUAUUAAAAAAUUUUAUUGCUUAGCUAACCAGGUUUUUUUUUUUAAUGGUUAUUUGGAAAGUUAAUGAAAUAACAAAAACAGUUUAACAAAGAAAUUUAUUCUGAAUUUCAUUUUAUUCAUUUGUUUAAUGUGGUUUUUAAAACGUUCCUUUUAGUAUUUAAUGGAAAUUUGGUUUCUGGAAAAGACAAAGGGUUAGAAUUAAUGUCCUGUAGAUACACAGAGAAUAGAUCGUAUAUUUACUAAAAGUUUUAUGUCUAGCUUGUGUAUUUUUGUUUGUUUGCUUAUUUGUUUUUAAUUCCUGAAAGACCUCUCUGGAAGGAAAAGUGUUUUUGAGAACUAAUGGCUAUUUUUGAGGACAAAAAUUACAACUUAAGCUAAUUUCUUAAACUCAGUAGAAUAACUUUCAGGACAAUACUGCCUCACAACCCUGCUCACACUGAGAAGUCUUUUUUUGUUUGUUUGUUUUCUCCUUAGCUGUUCUGACUGGAUUUUUCUACAAAAGCUAUGGAAAAUAUCUUUGUUCUUGUUUGCUGCUAUUUCCUGCCCUGUUUUGAGAACUAUACCUAGAAAUGGUGCAUCUUAACAUUUGUUUGUACAUGUAUAAAUGUCUUGUAUUUUAAUUCAUUUUUAGCAUGUAGCAACACAAAUUGUUGAAGGGUAAGCCACAACAUCUAGAAAUCAUUCAUAGAUACAAACAAUAAAGGAAAAAAUGGUACCGAUUUAGGAGGAAACAAAGCUGCUGUCCACUGGGUUCUUCUCCCGCAGCAUACAGUGACUCUUGUUGACAAAGAAGGAGAGACGUUGUUACUCUGUAAACAAAGUUUCCUUCCUUGGGAGAUUGCCACAGCCUGCUGCUUAGUUGAAUUACCAGACAUCCUCCAUUUAAGAAGCAGCGAACAUUGAAUCUCAGGGAUGGUCCUCAACUGGAUCCAAAUGUAAGGAGCCCUGUUUGAAUAAUGAGGGGGUGGGGGAGAGUGAUCCAUCCAGAAUCCGAUUUUCAGAGGUUUCCUGUACUAUUGUUUGAAACUGCCCUGUUGAUGCCCUUUCUUCCCGUUUUCUCUGUCUGCUGUCUAACCCUGUGCCUUGCCUGGGAUAAGUACAAUGAUGAGGUUACUGGUUUGGAUUGUAAGUAGAGGAAUUUAUUAAUUGGUUUAGAGGUUCACUGCUGCUUUGUCACUUUCUCAAUCAAAUUGGCCAUUUAUUUAUGAAAUAAAAAGCUGGUAGAAUCGCAUCCUCAGAUGAUUAUUGACUUGUGUCUGUGUGAAAAGACAUUCCAGUGCCACCCUAAUAUAAUGUGCCCAAGAAGUCCUCGCUGCACUCUUGGAAGUGCAAGCCACGGAAACUGGUUUAGACAUCACUUGGAGAAUAGUUGCUUUUUGACAUGGCAUCUUGCACUUUAGGAGACUAAGACCGUCCAGUUUCGUCCAUGUGUGGUGUGACCAAUGGUGUGCCCAGAGCACUGCUCUAAAAUCACUAGUGUUAGCAAGUCGUCCGGGCCAUGGGGCGCUCACUGUAGUCCUUGGAAGCUUUGGCUCUAGAUCACCAAGCCCAGUCUCCUUACUGUCAGUGCCCUGCUCUCCUGUUUGCCUCUUUCUGUUUCUGUGUGAACUUCCAGGUAAUAAUCACUCAUUAAAUAGUUUUUUGUAAAUUUAUUUAAAGAAAAACUAUUUAAAAGUAAAGGAUAUUUUGUUUGUUGACAGUGGUGGCUUGAUAAUCCUUAAGCAACUGACGUUAAAAGUGUUGGAUUGAAGGACAAGGCACUUAAAAUGGUUCCUCUUUCUGUCCAGCUGUAUAUAAAUCCAGUGUGUUAAUCAAGAUGAUGCAAAGAAGACUCUCCUGGUAGAGAAGCAACAUGUACAAAAUUGGUGGAAAGGGCUUUUUUGUUUUUGUUUUUUUCCAGUGGGGUGGGGGGAGGGCAAGCUGGAUUUACAAGUCACGACUGGACUGAACUGGCCUUUUUAUCUUUACACUAUUAUCAUGUAAGUAGCUGCUUUCUUGUCCUGCCUAUCCUUCCGUCAUCCCUAAAGCUCACUCUGAAGAUGACAAAAAUAAACACAAAAUCUUCGGGUUAGAAGUUGAUUCUGACCGACUGACACGAAGGCAAGCAUUGAUUUCAUGAACGUUUCAGAGGUGGUGUUUGGAGAAAACAGUUCCCCAGAUUGUAAGAGUUAACUGAAGAUGUUGACACAAUUUUAAAAAAUCAGUAAAGGAAUGUAUAUAAUAUUGCUCUUGUGUUUUACAGUAAGAUUUGUUGCUCUCAGACUGUGUAAAACAAAAAUUUAUUCAUGUUUUCUGCAUAUUAAAAAAUCUUAUUGUACCAAUUGGUAAACUAUUAAAUGCCUAUAAACCUA
Myotis daubentonii (Daubenton's bat) is the source of this 5785-nucleotide messenger RNA. RefSeq names its product platelet activating factor acetylhydrolase 1b regulatory subunit 1 (gene PAFAH1B1). Gene Ontology annotation, molecular function: protein binding. The record is from RefSeq and is a predicted model, not a curated record. NCBI's taxonomy places the organism in Eukaryota, Metazoa, Chordata, Mammalia, Chiroptera, Vespertilionidae.